Molecule: messenger RNA, 2439 nt
Organism: Paramecium tetraurelia
Lineage: Eukaryota; Ciliophora; Oligohymenophorea; Peniculida; Parameciidae
Exons: 3
Biological process (GO): phosphorylation; phosphorelay signal transduction system
Molecular function (GO): phosphorelay sensor kinase activity
Source: RefSeq, a predicted model, not a curated record
AUGAUAAAAAUAUAUCAAUUUUUUAUAAAGUUCUUUUUUCAUCCUGAAGAAUCAACUGAUUUAGAACCAAAAAAAAUAAUGAAUUUAUGGACAUUGACUUUUAUAAAUCAAGAUUUAGAGGAAAAGUAUUCAAAUAAGGAAAAACAAAGAAUCAUAGUCUUGUUUCGAUUAUAAUACUUAAUUCAUUUCCUCAUUAACUUAAUCUAUUUUGUCAACAAUCAAUUUUUUUUGAAAAAUCAUUUAGUAGCCUACUUUAGGUUGGCUUUUUGCUUUUGGCACAUAAUUUGCAUGGUAUCAUAGGCUAAUCUAAGAAGAAUUCAUUAUAAAUCAUUUAUUGCAAUUUCUGAGUUUUUAAGUUGUGUGAUAACGAUUCUCAUAGCCUACGUAUAUGUAUAGGCUUAACUGAUUAAUAAAUAGUGUAGUAGAUAGACUACAUCAUAAGCGGUCAGUUCAGGAAUAUAAACUGGAAUUAUUAUCAUCAGUUAUUUGUUAGUUUGUCCAUUAUGGUUCAUUUAAGGAUUGAUAUUGAUUGCGGCAACAAUUUUAUUCAUUGGACUGGUGGGGAAUCUGGCAUCCAUAUAUUGGACUUUUUAUGUUCUUUUAUUGAUGAUGCUGAUAUUCUUCAGGUUUCUUGAAUAUUACAAAAGAAUAGACUUCUAUAUGAUUUGUUAAUAGACUUCGAAUUUGCAUGCAUGUAAGAACAUCUUCGACAAAACAGUUCCGAAUUCAAUACUAAUUUUAACAGAAAAUAAUGAUGAUUUACAAGAUUCCACAAAUUAGUGUAAGGAAAUGAAGUUAAUAUAUAGCAAUGACUUUGCUAUUAAAUACUUGUAGGUCUCAGAUGAAAAUGAAAUCAUAAAAGAGUUAAAAAGCAUUUACAUAUAAACUGAAUAGGAAUCUAUGUAGGACACUUAUAAUUCAUAUUUGAGUAUUUAUGAUGUUUUAUAUUAAGGGAUGGGGCAAUUUGAAGAAUAAUUUAAUUAGUAAUUUAAGACAAAUAGUACUUCUGUGAUAUAGAAUGAAUACGAUAUAUCAGAGUUUAGUGACUAUUUUUUAUGUUUUAGAUUUGAUUCUUAAUGUAAAGUAGCAAUAUCUUAGAAAUAAUAAUUAAAAAUAAAAUCCCACUUUGAAAUCAGAGUUUUGCAUUGUAUUUGGGAAAACAAGCAUUCAAUAUUAGUUAUUAUGAAUGACAUAUCCGAAAAGAUUAGAUUGAAGCAUUUAAAAGAAUUAGAUCAAUAUAAGGAUAGAUUAUUGGCUACAGUCUCUCAUGAUUUGAAAACUCCAUUGAAUGGAAUGAUGAUUGGCAUAAACAUUAUGCAAAAUAUCUUUAAUAUUAAAUAACUUUGUGCUCAUCUUGACGAAUUUAAUCAAUCUGGUUAAUUGUUACUUUCGAUGAUAAAUGAUUUACUUGAUUAUAGCCAAAUUAAUAAAGGUUACCUGAGAUUAAUUCCAAAAGCAUUUAAUUUGAAUAAUACAUUUAAAUUCAUCAAUUCAUUAUUACUUAGAUAAUCUAAUGAAAAGGGUGUCUAAUUAAUCUGGAACAAUUAAAUAGAUCCUACUUAGUCUGAUUUAUUUACUGAUGAAAACAGACUAAAAUAAGUUUUGAUUAAUUUAGUUGCUAACGCCAUUAAAUUCACAAUGUAAGGGGAGAUUAUAGUAACGGCAAUUUAACCAAUUGAAUAGGAUGUUAUUGAAAUUUCAGUUUCUGAUACGGGAUACGGGAUACCCGAGGAUAUAUAAAAAAAUCUCUUUAGAUUAUAUAGUACAUUCGACAUAGGAAAUAACAAUAGACAUGGAGUUGGAUUAGGGCUGACUAUUAGUUAAUAACUUGUAUCUUUAUUAGGACCUAAUGAUAAAAUUGAGUUAAAAUCUUAAGUAGGCAAAGGUUCUACUUUUAAAUUCAUUAUUUUUAGAAGAUUGCAGCAGUCCUUAGAAAACUCAAUGCAGGAAUAAGAUUAAGAUGAAAAAUAAAUUAUUCCAAUAUUUCCUUCUGUUAAAAAUUAAACAAUAUUUAGUAAAAAACGGAAAAAUCAAUCAAAGAAGGCACAAACUUACUAUAAAUUAGAAACAAUUCCUGAUGAGUGUUUGAAAGUCUUGAUUGUUGAUGAUACUCCUUUUAAUAUAAUUGCUUUGAGUGCUAUGCUUAAUUAAGUGAUUUAUAAUUGUAAGCUAUAUAAAGCUUUUAAUGGAAAAUAAGCAUUUGAUCUAUAUUCGAAAGAGAAGAUGAGUGUCAUUUUUAUGGAUGUAAAUAUGCCAGAAAUGGAUGGGAAAUAUGAACAAAUGUACAAAUUAACUUAAUCUCUAAUUAUAAUUGUUACUGCUUUCUCAGGAUCUGAUGAUAAAAUUAAAUCCUAAAAAUGUGGAGCUAAUGAUCAUUUAGACAAACCUUUAAAUAUGGAGGACUUAAAGUAAGCCAUGAAAAAAUUCAGAAUAAUUUGA